Cricetulus griseus (Chinese hamster) is the source of this 531-nucleotide messenger RNA. The record is from RefSeq and is a predicted model, not a curated record. Lineage: Eukaryota; Metazoa; Chordata; Mammalia; Rodentia; Cricetidae.
AUGUCUCCCCUGUUUGAGGAGCACAGUUGGGUGUUUCCGUGUGGGACGCUGUGGGGCCUGCGGUGCCAGACCCUGGAGGAAGGGUUCACUGAAGUCCAGGUGUCCCCGGGCACACACGCGCAGGACAUCCAGUGGGACCUGCAAAACUGGCAUGUGGCUCUGGCCUUGGGUGGCCAAGAGAUCCUCAAGGGAAAGUUGUUGGAUUCUACAAUUUCUGAUCAAGGAACAUGGACUUGGGAGGAUAGAAAAAUGGUCCGCAUUGUUCUGACAAAGACCAAGAGAGAUACUUCAAAGUGUUGGACUUCUCUUCUAGAAUCUGAUUAUGCAGCUGAUCCCUUGGUGCAAGACCAAAUGCAGAGAAAACUUACAUUCGAGCGAUUCCAGAAACAAAGUCCUGGUUUUGACUUCAGUGGAGCAGAAGUCUCAGGGAACUACACAAAGGGUGGACCAGACUUCUCAAACAUUGAGAAAUGUCUGCGAUUCUUUAGAUUUGUUCCAUCUUGUGGAUCCCAGCAGGUGCUGGCUACUUAA